AUGUAUAUGGAUUUCAUGAAUGAAUAUCUAUCACCAACGAAUAAUGAGAUUCCCAAAUUCCCACACUAUUUCAUUCCACAUCAGUGUGUCUUGCGACCGCAAAGCACAAGUACUAAGCUUCGUGUAGUUUUUGAUGCAUCAUGUAAAAUGCCUACUCAAGUUUCUCUUAAUGCCAUCUUGAUGGUUGGGCCAACCAUUCAAGAGGAGCUGUUUUCGACAUUGCUCCGUUUUCGCACUCGUAAAUAUGCCAUUACAGCUAAUAUUGCGAAAAUGUACCGGCAAUUUCUCAUUGCUGAAGAGCAUUCGAUUUACCAGCUCAUAGUGUGGAGGCAGAAUUCCUCUCAACCAUUGCAAUAUUUUCGCCUUAACACUGUUACGUAUGGCACUUCUCCAGCGCCGUUUUCAGCAAUACGGUGUUUGAAGAUGUUGGGCGAUAUCUCCAAAGAUUCAUACCCUACGGGGUCAAAAAUUGUUCAUAACGAUUUUUAUGUGGAUGAUCUUUUAACUGGUGCCGAUGAAAUUGAAACCUUAAAAACUAUUCAAUAUGAAAUAGCAGAAGUAUUGAAACAGGGUGGGUUUCAGUUGGCUAAAUGGUAUUCAAACCAUCCAGAAUUGCACAAUGCUGAAAGUACAGAAAAAUCCAUAAAAUUAGAUGACUCAGACAGUACAAAAACUUUGGGAAUUUGUUGGCAGACGAAAGAAGAUACAUUUUCUUUCAAUCUGGAAGAUGCUUUCCAUGAUCUGAGAGCCACCAAACUAAAUAUUCUUUCAGUUUCUGCUCGUCUGUUUGACCCUUUUUUUCUAUUAUGCCCCAUCGUUACCAAAGCAAAAAUCUUAUUGCAAGAGCUUUGGAUUGCAAAACUUGAUUGGGAUGAGUCGAUUCCAUUGCGCCUUGAUACUUGUUGGCAAAACUUCAAAGCAAACCUCUCUCAGCUCUCCGAGAUAAAAAUACCAAUUUUUGUCGAAACCAAUUCGAAGGCAAAAAUUCAAAUUCAUGAGUUCGCCGAUGCAUGGAUGAGAGCUUAUGGAUGUUGCAUUUAUAUCCGAAGUCAAAGCACGGCAGGUAUCAAGUCCUUUAAAAACUAA
Eupeodes corollae is the source of this 1086-nucleotide messenger RNA. RefSeq lists its product as uncharacterized. The transcript has a single exon. The record is from RefSeq and is a predicted model, not a curated record. Lineage: Eukaryota; Metazoa; Arthropoda; Insecta; Diptera; Syrphidae. The coding region runs from base 1 to 1086 and encodes 361 amino acids.